Molecule: messenger RNA, 2177 nt
Organism: Pseudonaja textilis
Lineage: Eukaryota; Metazoa; Chordata; Lepidosauria; Squamata; Elapidae
Gene: MLX
Product: MAX dimerization protein MLX
Biological process (GO): regulation of transcription by RNA polymerase II
Cellular component (GO): nucleus
Molecular function (GO): RNA polymerase II cis-regulatory region sequence-specific DNA binding; DNA-binding transcription factor activity, RNA polymerase II-specific; protein dimerization activity
Source: RefSeq, a predicted model, not a curated record
UUGGCCGCUCUGGAGAUGAUCCGUGGGCAUGUGCCAAAGGUAGGGGAAAAGAUGGCGGAGCCGUCGGGUGUCUCUUCGGAAGCUCCUUGGGGAGGAAAAGUUGAUAUUUCUUAUGACAAUGGGUUGGAUUCUGCACUCUUUGUGGAAAACAGAAAAAAAGUGAUGAUUGUAUCAAGAGCUAAUAGUAUUGGUUCUACCAGUGCCUCUUCAGUACCAAAUACAGAUGAUGAAGACUCUGAUUACCAACAAGAUACCUACAAAGAAUCAUACAAGGAUCGCCGUCGCCGUGCUCAUACACAAGCUGAGCAAAAGCGGAGGGAUGCUAUCAAGAAAGGUUAUGAUGAUUUGCAAGCAAUUGUACCCACAUGCCAGCAGCAAGAUUUCUCAAUAGGCUCCCAGAAGCUAAGCAAGGCGAUUGUACUCCAGAAGACCAUUGAUUAUAUUCAAUUCUUGCAUAAAGAAAAAAAGAAGCAAGAGGAAGAGGUCUCCACUCUCCGAAAAGAUGUGCUGGCCUUGAAAAUCAUGAAAGUAAACUAUGAAGAGAUUGUUAAAGCUCACCAGGACAAUCCCAGUGAAGGAAAGAAUCAGAUCUCUGACCAAGUGAAGUUCAAUGUUUUCCAGGGUAUCAUGGACUCCUUGUUCCAGUCCUUUAAUGCCUCCAUCUCUGUAACAAGCUUUCAGGAGCUCUCAGCUUGUGUUUUCAGCUGGAUAGAAGAGCAUUGUAAGCCACAGACCCUGCGAGACAUUGUCAUUGGUGUACUGCAACAACUGAAGAGCCAACUCUACUAAUCAAAGAGAAAGCUUUGAAGGGCCUAAUUUGCAGAUAUAUGGCCAAGAAGCGUUAUUCCUUCCAGUAAUUCCAUUUCAAGCUUUUUUUUUUAGGGCUACAGAUUGAUUUUACCUCUGGAAUCCCCUCAGUUUACACAGCAAGCUCUUCAGAUGAGGAGAAAAAUAAUCAGCUCUCAAUUCAUGUGGAUUGCUUGCUGCCAUCUCUUUGAAGCCUUGGCUCUACUGUUCCUAUGCAUUAAUGUAGCUGAUUUAAUAGAAAUGUAUUUACAAUAUAUCAGGAUUUCGCAGUGAGCCAAAUUCUUUUCUUAAAUGUGCAGAAACACCGGAAUGUCUCUUCGCCUCGGUUUGGUAAAUACUUUUUCUAAAUGCCUAGUUGUUAUAUCUAAGGUUUGGUUCAAGGAGCAGUAGCUAGUGUAAUGAUUAUAAAAACAAAGCUAUGUAGCAUUUACCUUGGGUUAAGGGCAGAGAACUAGGGAAAUUAAGCAAUAAACUGCCUUCCUUUGUAUAAUACAUUCUGAUAGCCUUGUAGAGAGCUAGUAAGUUUCUUGUAACAACCUUCAGUUGUGUAGCCAACCUCCAGCUUUUGAAAAUUAACCUAUAUGCAAUCAUCAUUUGCCUUCCCUUCAAUUCUAUGGAUUAAAAGUCUGAAUAGGCUUAUCAAUUAUGUUGUAUUAGCAAUAAAAGGGAAAAUAUCUUUUACUCUCUUGCAGCCUUGGUUUCUAAUAAUGCAAUGAAGUGAAUUAAGCCAACUCCCUUCUGCAGCUGCUUUUUUUGUUUAUUUUAUUUCUUUUGCUGCAAAAGUGGAUCUGCUGCCUUUUACAGACACCACUUUCUGGAUCUACUGCUGGCUGGUGGAGAAGGAUAUUAACUCAGACAAGACUUUGCUAUUUUUUUAUGAUGACAUGCAGUUCUAAUAAAUUUGCUAUGUGGUUGAAUGACUUUGUCAGUUUUGCCUGAUUUUAUCUGAAAUAAUAUUUUAGAAGACUUUGAACCUAGGUAUUUCGGUUGAAAUUAUUCUAGUUAUUUCAUGGUAAUUAUAUAAAAUGCUAAUUUCCAAAUUGGGGGCUAUCCUAUUGUUUUGGACUCUGAAUCAUAUAUAAUGUUCCACUGACAUCAGACAUUUCCACAAUAUUGGCCUUUAUUUGAUGAAGGAUCAGCAACUUGAAAUUAAGCCAACUCCUUUCUGCAGGAGUUAUCAAAAUGAAUGUAUUAUACAUCUGGCUUUUUUUGUGCUAUUGCAAUUCUUUUGCUACUGAAAAUUUGUAUUUUACUCACAAACUUUGGUAAUAUGAUCUUGUAAUGCAAUUGCCAGUCACAUGCAACCAUACAGAAGUAAGCCGAUAUUUGAUCUAAUCUAAUAGGUUAAAGAUCAAAUAAAUGCAACAUCA